Amoebophrya sp. A25 is the source of this 1020-nucleotide messenger RNA. NCBI's taxonomy places the organism in Eukaryota, Dinophyceae, Syndiniales, Amoebophryaceae. The record is from the annotation of a GenBank genome assembly.
AAACGGUUUCUCGAAGUUUUUGGAGUAGCUUUGGAGUGGUCUGAAUUUCCGAUUGUCAGGGUGCGAGAAGUGAGCCCAGCUGCACAGAAAAGUUCCGCGAUGUUAAGGCUUCCGGGAAUCCAUCUUCAGAAGCGUCUUGGGGCACCCGCCCCUCUAAGGGAAAAGCAGACCCAAGAUGACUCCCAAGAUGGAUUCCGGUAAGAUUUAACAAAUGCUGUCGGCGACAUCCUCAUAGUGUUGGCAGGCAACCGAAUCACCCUGUUGGCACAAGCGAAGGGGUCGGAUCCGAACGCGGCUUUAUUGAGUCUCUGUGAGAAUUAAGGCUCACCCUAAUCCAUCUUUUGAAGCAUCUUAGACCUGUUCCAUAAGGCGGGGAAAUAGGUCUAAGAUGAGUCCCGCGAUGGAUUGGGGUGAGCUUUAAGAGAAAGCGCUGAAGCAAAGCAAGUCCGGAACCGUGUCCUUCAUUUUCGUGCGUGGCACCGUAGCCGAGCGAUUCAUGCAGCUGAGUGUUCCGAAGGAAGCAGUCUCGGAUCCGAGUCUCCUAGGUCUUAAACUGGAUAGGCGGAAAACCACAACGAUAGCGUUAAGGCUUAGACUCAUAUAGUUUUUAAAAAACAAAUUUUUGUUUGAGAGUAAUAAUAUGUAGACACUAAUAGCUAUUGAGCGGAGUACUCCUCUGCACAGAUGCAAUCAGUUUCUUUCUUUGAAGUAAAAUAGUUUCUUGAAUUCUAAGGCCAAUGUGAUUGUUUGAGAGAACAUAUGUAGACACUAAUAGCUACAGUAGAGGUACCACGACAUGACAUGGCCUUCCUCGUAGGUCUCAACUAAUCAUCUUUCUUAUUCUUACGAAGGAGGAGCAUCUUCAUCUUGGAAGGGUUGUUCGCUCGCCAACAAGGGAAAAUCAUGGCUCCCAAGAUGGUGCUCAAGAAUGCUAGGAUGAAUAUCGGCCGCAAGGUCUUCUAAUAGCUUCCGUGACUCCAGGUUCCUGGGCAGAGGUCAAUGUUGAACUUCAGAUGGGAG